Molecule: messenger RNA, 2602 nt
Organism: Erythranthe guttata (spotted monkey flower)
Lineage: Eukaryota; Viridiplantae; Streptophyta; Magnoliopsida; Lamiales; Phrymaceae
Source: RefSeq, a predicted model, not a curated record
AAAUAAAAAAUGCCCCCCUUUUGUACUUUCUUGAAUCUUUGAUUAUCAUUUGCCACACCCAAUCUGCUAAUUUUUCUCUACUCAUUAUUAUAGAUUAGAUACAGUAUUUUAAUCUGUGUGUAAUGAAUUUUUGCCCCCUUGUGUAAUAGAAAAGAGACGUGGGCGAGGAUCUUUCUCUCUUAUCUUAGAUCCAAGCUGUUGUCUUUACCUUCUUGGAAAAUUUCAGCUUUGCCACACGUAUACAGUUGGUGUGAGAUUCAGAAUUGAACUUGAAUCAGAUUUCCGUUUUUUAAGUAUCCGGUUUCGAUUAGUGGUUUGCGGGUUUUUUUUCUGCUCGGGAAGUAUCUGUUGAUGUUAUAAAUCUGGGGAUUGAAUCAGAUGAUUAGUGCCGAAUAGAAUUGCUGUCACUACAAGUCUACAAUGGGGGGACUUUGCUCGAGAAGGUCAACCGAUGACUCUGCAUUGGCCGGUGCACUGCCAGGUGUCAACGGACACUUCACUUACGGACCUGGAUUAGUUUAUCAGCCUCGUGGACUGAACACCCGAGAAGAGAACAUUCCAGCAACAGAAGCUACUUCCGAUAAACAUCCUAGAGAACCAUUCUCGUUCCCGGAGUUGACUUCGGUUUCUUACGGUACAAACUCGGAUAUCGACAUUAAUGAUGGAAUACCUCGUUUAUCCAGGGCCUUAUCUGAUAAAUCUAGAUCAGCAAGAUCAAAACAAGUUGCAAUUGCAAAGGUUUCGGAAGUGAGUUCGCUUUUAGGCCGAGCGGGUACAGUUAGCCUCGGAAAAGCCGUAGAUGUAUUGGAUACACUUGGUAGCAGCAUGACUAAUUUGAAUCUUAGUGGUGGUUUUGCAUCUGGGAUAGCUACAAAAGGACUCAAAAUAUCGAUUUUGGCUUUUGAAGUGGCGAAUACGGUUGUUAAAGGUGCCAAUUUAAUGCACUCCCUUUCAGACGAGAAUAUUCAAAAUUUAAAGGAGGUGGUGCUUCUUUCGGAAGGUGUUCAAAGAUUGAUAUCGACGGAUAUUGAUGAACUCUUAAGAAUUGCUGCUUCUGACAAAAGGGAUGAAUUGAAAGUAUUUUUGGGUGAAGUUAUUCGAUUUGGGAAUCGGUGUAAGGAUCCUCAGUGGCACAACUUGGACCGUUAUUUUGAGAAGUUGGAAACGGAACUCACACCUCACAAACAAUUAAAAGCAGAAGCGGAAACCGAGAUAGAGCAACUGAUGGUUUUGGUUCAUUUCACUGCUGAACUAUACCAUGAAAUGCAUGCACUGGACAGAUUCGAACAGGACUGUAGACGAAAAGCUCAAGAAGACGAUAAUUCCACUGCUGCGCAGAGAGGAGACAGCCUUUCGAUUUUACGAGCGGAACUGAAGAGUCAAAAGAAACACGUGAAAAGCUUAAAAAAGAAGUCGUUGUGGUCUAAAAUCUUGGAAGAGGUGAUGGAGAAGCUUGUCGACAUUGUUCACUUUCUACAUUUGGAGAUCCAUUCAGCAUUUGGUAGCAGUGAUGAAAACAAGCCGGUGAAAAACAACCAUCAGAAGUUGGGAUCUGCCGGACUUGCGCUUCAUUACGCAAAUAUCAUCACGCAGAUUGAUACACUUGUGACGAGAUCGAGCUCCGUUCCACCAAGUACAAGAGAUUCUCUUUACCAAGGACUGCCACCGUGUCUAAAAUCAGCUCUUCGGAACAAAUUACAAUCUUUUCAUCUCAAUGAAGAGUUUACUGUUCCGCAAAUCAAGGCAGAAAUGGAGAAAACACUGCAGUGGCUGGUCCCGAUGGCCACCAAUACAACUAAGGCCCACCAUGGAUUCGGUUGGGUUGGAGAAUGGGCGAAUACCGGGUCGGAUAUGAACCGUAAACUCUCCGGUCAAACCGAUUUGCUCCGUAUCGAAACUCUUCACCACGCGGACAAGGAGAAAACCGAAGCCCACAUUCUCGAUUUAGUGGUGUGGCUUCACCAUCUCAUCACCCAAUCUAGGGCUGCAAACGGAGGGAUCAGAUCGCCCGUAAAAUCCCCGAUCAGAUCGCCCAAUCAGAAGACACUCCAUCUGUCAAGCCACAAGCAAAACUCUCCACCUUCCACACUGUCGGUCGAGGACCGUGAGAUGCUUCUAGAAGUCAGCAAACGGAAACUGACACCUGGCAGGAGCAAGAGCCAGGAGUUCGAUACGACGACAGCCAGGUUAUGCAAGCACAACAGGCUCAGCAAGAGCAGCAGUCACUCACCGACGAGUGAGCAUAGCAGCAAGAGGGAGGACGAUCCUUUCCCUAUUAGAAGGACGCUUUUUUCUCUUCCGUCCAUUGACUUCGAGAUCGAUCGGGUCAAAGCGUUGGAUGUCAUUGAUCGAGUCGACGCGAUUCAAUGACGAGAGUGUCUGAAUUUUUUUUUCUUCUGGUGCCUGGCCCAUUUUAGCAAGUUUGCGCUGUAAAGAGUUUUAAUCUUUGUGUAUACUGUUUUUUUUUAUAUAUUUUUUGUUCGUUUUUCUGUGAAAUUACGAAAAUGGGGUGCGGGGGAGUGCUCGUCGGGUGCUAUUUUCAUCGGGUAUCUGUACAGAAAAGAAGUAUAUUUACUUUUAGUGAGAUCUAUUCUGCUUUUAU